Lycium barbarum (goji berry) is the source of this 1394-nucleotide messenger RNA. Its product is annotated as syntaxin-22-like. Gene Ontology annotation, cellular component: SNARE complex; endomembrane system; membrane. Bases 356 to 1234 code for a protein of 292 amino acids. Gene Ontology annotation, molecular function: SNARE binding; SNAP receptor activity. Gene Ontology annotation, biological process: intracellular protein transport; vesicle fusion; vesicle-mediated transport. NCBI's taxonomy places the organism in Eukaryota, Viridiplantae, Streptophyta, Magnoliopsida, Solanales, Solanaceae. The record is from RefSeq and is a predicted model, not a curated record. The transcript is spliced from 7 exons.
AAAAAAAGAUGAGAACACUUGGAAGAGGUUUUAUUAGUAAACGAUAAAACUGAAGACAAACUGAAAAUCAGAAACAGCAGAGGCGUUAAGGCUAAGGCAGUGAGGCACCUUCCCUCAUUUCGUCGUUUUGUACUCUGUAGUGGUAGUUUAACUUGCAAGCCACAUCGCCCACUUCCCCUCUCUAAUUCUUGCAAACUUAAGUAUUUUCAAAUUCAAUUGAAAGCAACCUCCCAUAAACACAAUGUUGCUUGAUACUGCUUCAAUUAAUCCACCUACAUCCCAAGUCACCCAUUUCUGAUUCUUUGUUAGCACACCUACCAAAAUCUUUUUUACUAUUGUUUUUGAGGAGAUAGAAAUGAGCUUUGAAGAUCUUGAAUUGAGCAAUUCUUUUUAUGUUCAAGGAGGGAGUGGAUCAUGGGGACGACAAACAAAGCAAACCAUCACAAACCCAUCUGCUUCUGAUAAUCGUCAGUCCAUAGUAAUUGGCGUGUUUAAAAUAAACACAGCUUUGACAAACUUUCAACGCCUAGUUAGCACCCUUGGAACCCCCAAAGACACUCUUCAAUUUCGCCACAAGCUGUUAAGGCUUCUAUUUAAUCUCUUCUACCAUAGUACAAGGCAGCAAAUUGGGGAAUUGAUAAAAGAAACUUCAGCUAAGCUUAAGCAAGCCAUUGAAUCUGACAAACAUUCUCAAUCCAGUGCCACCAAGAAGAUUGCCGAUGCUAAGCUUGCCAGGGAUUUCCAAUCAGUUCUUAAAAAGUUCCAAAAGGCUCAGCAACUUGCAGCACAGAGAGAAGCAGCUCACACUCCUUUCAUUUCCCAGCCAAUCAAUCUAUCCGGCAGCCCAGAGCUUCAAACAAGUUCAUCUACCGGUCCCGAGAGCAGUUCUAUCCUUCUGGAAUCCAAAAGACAGGACGUCGUACAGUUGGACCAUGAGAUUGUUCUUAACGAAGCCAUCAUUGAAGAAAGAGAGCAAGGAAUCAUGGAGAUCCAGCACCACAUUGGUGAACUGAAUGAGAUGUUCAAGGAUUUGGCUUUAUUGGUCAAUGAACAAGGAAUUAUGCUGGAUGAUAUCAGUUCCAAUGUUGAGAGCUCUCAUGAUGCAACUGCACAAGCUGCCCAGCAACUCACCAAGGCAUCAAAAAUUCAUCGAUCUACUUCAUCUAUGAGCUGCUUGUUGUUGGUGAUAUUUGGGGUCAUCCUGCUAAUUAUAAUUGUACUGAUGCUAGCAUAAAGAAUUUUUCUUCCAAGUUACUACAUUGUAGCCUUUUCAUCUCCUAAGGGUAUGGAAUCCAAUUCUACCUGCGCAGUCUGCUUAUGUAGAUAAUUCGUAUAGCCUUCGAGGUACACAUGUAUAGUAAAACAAUCUAUAGGCAUUGCCCGCUAUCUGUUCA